UAUUCCCCGGCCCUUUGAAUCCGAGAGCUGCUCUUCAGUACUUACACAACCUAUAAGCCUUCCUCUUUCCUCACAAGUGUAGAUAUUUAUCACUUCACACAGCAAGCGACAAAAUGGUUGAUCCCCGCCCAUACCACGUUCUCAGCUACGGCACCCUGUUGGGCGUGCAGAUCUAUCAGUCCUUCGUGUCGGGAGUCAUUGCGUUCAAGGCCCUGCCCCGUCCGCAGUUCGCGCAGCUCCAGACGGCCACGUUCCCCAUCUACUUCUCUCUCCAGUCCGCGCUCCCUGUCGUCGUGGCGCUGACAGCCAGCCGGGCGGGACAGCUGCACGGCAUCUCCGGUCUUUUGGAAGCUGAGAACCGCGGCACGCUCCUGUCCAUGGCCACCGUCGCCAUCGCCAGCUUCGUCAACUUGACCGUCCUGCGUCCGAUGACGGUCAACGUCAUGCGCGAGAGGAAGCACCAGGAAACUCGCGAUGGCAAGAAGAGCUAUGAUCCGGCUCCCCAUUCCAAGGAGAUGGUCGCUCUCAACAAGAAGUUCGGCCGUCUUCAUGGCAUCUCCAGCUUGGUUAAUCUGGUUUGUCUUGGUGCGACGGUCUACUACGGUGCUGUGCUCGGAAAGCAGUUGGCGUAGUUGUAGUCUGGCUUGUCUGGUUUUCUCAAGGACAUUGGGGGGUGA
Molecule: messenger RNA, 677 nt
Organism: Aspergillus uvarum CBS 121591
Lineage: Eukaryota; Fungi; Ascomycota; Eurotiomycetes; Eurotiales; Aspergillaceae
Product: DUF4149 domain-containing protein
Exons: 4
Coding region: 114-632 (172 amino acids)
Source: RefSeq, a predicted model, not a curated record